Messenger RNA from Capronia coronata CBS 617.96, 351 nucleotides. Its product is annotated as GABA(A) receptor-associated protein (autophagy-like protein 8). Gene Ontology annotation, cellular component: fungal-type vacuole membrane; autophagosome; cytosol. Gene Ontology annotation, molecular function: phosphatidylethanolamine binding. The transcript is spliced from 2 exons. Bases 1 to 351 code for a protein of 116 amino acids. Gene Ontology annotation, biological process: macroautophagy; cellular response to nitrogen starvation. The record is from RefSeq and is a predicted model, not a curated record. NCBI's taxonomy places the organism in Eukaryota, Fungi, Ascomycota, Eurotiomycetes, Chaetothyriales, Herpotrichiellaceae.
AUGCGUUCCAAGUUCAAGGACGAACAUCCCUUCGAGAAGCGCAAGGCAGAAGCCGAACGCAUUCGCCAGAAGUACGCCGACCGCAUCCCUGUCAUCUGUGAGAAGGUCGAGAAAUCCGACAUUGCCACCAUCGAUAAGAAGAAGUACCUCGUCCCUGCAGACCUGACCGUCGGCCAAUUCGUCUAUGUUAUUCGCAAGCGAAUCAAGCUUAGCCCGGAGAAAGCCAUCUUCAUCUUCGUCGAUGAAGUCCUGCCUCCUACUGCCGCGCUCAUGAGCAGUAUCUACGAAGAGCACAAGGAUGAAGACGGUUUUCUAUACAUCACGUAUGUGGAGCCCCGCCUUCUAUUGUGA